Molecule: messenger RNA, 3831 nt
Organism: Anopheles darlingi
Lineage: Eukaryota; Metazoa; Arthropoda; Insecta; Diptera; Culicidae
Gene: inc
Product: BTB/POZ domain-containing protein KCTD5
Exons: 2
Coding region: 1256-1924 (222 amino acids)
Biological process (GO): proteasome-mediated ubiquitin-dependent protein catabolic process; protein homooligomerization
Cellular component (GO): cytoplasm; Cul3-RING ubiquitin ligase complex
Molecular function (GO): cullin family protein binding
Source: RefSeq, a predicted model, not a curated record
UGUUGCACUUUGUUGUGGCAUCAAAGCGUUUAAAUUUUGUGUGUUUAUGUGAAUGUGGUUUGAAAGAUCAAAGAAGAGUUUCGUAAAUGUUCCAAAUAAAUCAUUAAUAUAUCGCCCAAAGGUGUAACAUAAGGGUAACAUAACACCGUCGCCAACGGACGAGCGCAUCCAGGGUGGCGCAGCCUGAAGCAGCAGCAGCAGCACCGUGCUGUCCCGAGAGUUUGUGCCGUGAGACUACGAGAGGCACGGAAUCGUGCGUGCGUGACUGUGUGCCCUGUAUUGUGCGUAUCGAUUUGGCAAUUCUUUCCCGAUCGCAUAGCUCAGCGUUUUUCUGGCCUGGUUCAACUAACGCACCCCAAACCGAUAGAGAGACUGUAUUGUUGGGCCCCGAUAGCUGUGCUCUAGAACUUGUGGCGAACGUGUGGAACGGCGGAGUUAGAAGGGGUGUGAGACUGACACGAAGCAUCGAGUGGACUGCGGGGCUGCAUGGCAAGGUGCUAGGUUUGGUAGUGUAACUCGACCUCCCCGGAUGAUACACGGGAGGGAUUGUUGGCCAGCAAAGGCGAGUUCGACGCCGCAACGAGGAGCACAAUCAGACCUCUCCACGCACGCACGCAAACCGCACACACACGCAUACUCCUCCAGGUGAGUCUUCGCGGCUGGAGCUUUGUUGUGGCACGGAAGAGUAAGCGAACACUCGAUUCGACAACGACGGCGACGACAACGACGACGGUGCCAGACUGUGGUCGCUGGAUGUUGAAUGGCAUCGGUACUCGAUUGUCCGCCUAACAUCAUCGUGCUAUGCUUCAAUAAACACGGCCAGCUAGUAACUCCGGCACCACUCCAACAUUCAGCAUUCAGCAAUCCAAUCACCAUUCAAACUGACGGAACCACGAAGCGGCGUAUGAGCGGUGGUCAGGCACCUCAGGUACACCACCACGACAUUCUGGAACUGAAUCUCUGCCCUACGGUUCCCCUCACAAGGACGGGAACGUUCCCUGUGAUCCUUACCGGUUAACAUCAUCGAUGCAUCAUCGUUACGGUUACCAAUUGGAAGAAGAUUCAGAUCUGCAGUAAACAGCCGUGGUGUUGAGAACCUUGGGUCAUCGCUGGUAUCAUCGUCGUGGUCGUUUAUUCGCAAGGGUACGCUGGCACCGUCGACGCCAACCCAUUAGUUACCCACGCUUCGCCGAUUCCAUCCGGUUCCGUUCGAUCCGAUCCGACUGUAGAGAGCGAUAAGGGGUACCAGCGUGCGAUGGCAACGGUUAAUCUGAACCCGCUGAACGGUUGCCCGUCCGUACCCGGUACGGCGGUCGCCGGUACGUUCGGACAGGUACAAGGCAAGGACCAGUGGGUGAAGCUGAACGUUGGCGGAACUUGCUUCCUUACGACGAAAACCACCCUGUCCCGCGAUCCCAAUUCGUUUCUGUCGCGUCUCAUUCAGGAGGACAGUGAUCUCAUCUCGGACCGGGACGAAACCGGUGCUUAUCUGAUCGACCGGGAUCCACGCUACUUUGCACCCGUGCUGAACUACCUGCGCCACGGUAAGCUCGUGCUCGACGACGGCCUGUCGGAGGAGGGCGUGCUGGAGGAGGCUGAAUUCUACAACGUCACACACCUGAUCGGGCUGCUGAAAGACAACAUUGCGCGGCGCGAGCAGCAAUGCCCGGCGGCAGACAAGAAGCGUGUCUACCGGGUGCUGCAGUGCCAAGAGAACGAGCUAACACAGAUGGUGUCAACCAUGUCGGACGGCUGGCGGUUCGAACAGCUGAUCAACAUUGGCACGCAGUACAACUAUGGCGCGGAGGAGAACGCCGAGUUCCUGUGCGUCGUGUCGAAGGAGUGCGCCAACACACUGAUCGGGCGCGAGGUCGAAUCGAACGAUCGCGCUAAGGUGCUACAGCAGAAGGGUUCGCGCAUGUAAACGGCGGACACACGUGUGCGUGCCUAACUGGCUGAGAUCCGAUCAUUUUCGGCUCUUAGACGCGGCACCGGUGCUGCUGGUGCCGAUGGGAGCGGAGCAGAGUAUCAACGCGACAACGGUCGGUUAUAUCGUUACGCACCUCGGAAGCACCAUCGAGAUAUGUCUGUGUCUGUUUUUUGAUUCGUUGGUUGGUUGGUUGGUAAAUUGGGUCAACAUUCAAUUACUAGCGCAACAACUCCGAGCUCUUCAAAAGCAUCAUUCUAUACGCACAAAUCAGUAGUUGAAGGAGAGAGAGAGAGAGAGAGAAACGGAGAUAGAGGAAGCGCACAGUACGACGAACUGGCGGUAGUCGGUGAGAAAUGAUAGGUAGCUUCAGCAGAAACAAAAGACAGAGAUUGCGAGAAGUUUGUGUUGUUAAGAAACGCGAUAAAUGGAGAAACUACAACAUAUUGCAAUCUGAGAUCCCUAAUCUCUCAUUAGAAGACGAAAAAAGACGUAGAACACGCAGAGUAAAGACGGUCGCAUAAGACCAAGAACAUUUAAAGAGAGAGAAAAGGAGAGAAAGAGAGAGAGAGAGAGAGAGAGAGAGAGAGAGAGAGCGAGAGAAAGAAAUUGUUUUUAACCGCUAGCAAAAUGACUUAAGAUGUAGCAAGCGAUAUGUUGUUUAAGGACUAGAUAGGAGGGGAAAGGGAGGGGCUGGGUGGAGUAUGGUUGGUUGCAAGAACAGAAGCACAACACAUUUGGUCAGGCUAAUUUCCGCUAAUUACACUUCUACAAUCGAGCAAGGCAGUCGCAGAAACCGAUCAGUAUACUGGCUUAGCCGAACUGAUGAGGAAUAAUGUGCCCUGUACUUAGUGCAACCGUGAUUGGCGUUGACCAUUUGCUAAAAAGAAUCGCUGUCCCCGCUUGAUGUGCUGAUUUACUGUUAAGCAAAAGACACGGAAAGCCUCUAGAGGGCAGGUUAAUUUAUCGUUCGGGGCAAACGCGGCAAUCCACGGCGGCCCUUGGAAACAAAACUCCUCAGAUACGGAAGCAGAAUGCAAGCUACGUCAGAAGAUAGAGUUGAACGACAGUGCACAGUGCCUGUCGAUGAGAGGAAUAUAUUCACUCCCGACUGAUCACUAGCAUAUAUUGUGUCGCAGCAUCAGCAGCACCACCACCACCACUGCAUUGCGGCGUCGACGAGCAAAUCUUGUACAUACGACGAUCGGCACACCAUCACCCCACUCUGCACCCAACUGUUCGGAGGGGGAAAACGAGUGGAUAUAGUCAUCCCACUCCUCACAGACCCCUCCCCCCCCCCCGCCCUCCCUCUUUCUCUCUUCGAAGGACGAAUCACGCACAAACGCACAACUUACCGCGGAAUACAACGGAAGCAAUACUCUUCGACGGUUGCGGCGGUGGCGGCCGCUCUUCCUCCACCCCCUCCCCCCUCCGCAAAACUCCGCGUCAUCGGCAAGACAUUAGACUGCAAUGAUACCGUCACCCACUUCCGUUCCUUUUAUGUUCGAAACACAAGCAUGAGGCAAACAAGACGCAAAAGCGGUGAAAGAACACAAGUGGAAAGCGGUAUUUGGAGCGCGAGGUUGGCCAGUACCUUUUCCCUAUUCCACUCCACUGCCCCAUUUCUCUUCCCUCCUUCGCGCUCCCCCCACCCCCCUCCCUCUCCAUUAUUCAACAUCAUAACUGGUAAAAACCGGGCACCAUCAUCCGCCGCCGAUCGGUUUGUCGCGGCGACUGAAAAGAAGACGAAGAACCGCGUAACAUAAAAAGAGAAACACACACACACACACACACAUAGACAUGUGCGCUCUCGCGAUGUUUGGAGCAUGAGAUAUAUAGAGAGAAAUAAAGAUAAGUAACACGUUUGUGGUAUAGUUUCGGUUUUUCUUUUAUGGUUACCGAUG